CUGAGGACCCUUUGGGUUUCCACUGUAACUGCCUAAUUUAAAAUACCAGUAACUCUCCUAGCGCAGGUCCAUCCAGGUGCAUGCUGGGAUUGCGUGCUCUGUUCGGCAUUGGUCUCCUUGUUACUUCAAGGGGAGCAGCUGUCCUCGCACGCAGAGCAGCACACACACAUGUGUGUGAACACACCUACACACCACAGUUCACCAGGCAGGCCUGCAGCAUGGCCCAGACGCUCCGGUACCUAGGUCAGGAGGAAGCUCAGAAGAUCGAUGAAGAGCUUUUCUCUGAGUACAGCUUUAGUGUGGAUCAGCUGAUGGAGCUCGCUGGACUCAGCUGUGCUACAGCUGUUACACAGGCGUAUCCUGUGCAGUCUCUGCUGAAGCUCCCUCCCCGGGUGUUAGUAAUUUGUGGUCCGGGGAAUAACGGAGGUGACGGUCUAGUCUGCGCUCGCCAUCUCAAACUGUUUGGAUACGAACCUGCUGUGCUUUACCCGAAACGACCAAGCAAACAACUUUUCCAGAAUUUAACCACACAAUGUGAGAAGAUGGAGAUUACCUUCUUGUCUGAGAUGCCAGAGGCCGAUGAGGUGGACGAGGUGUAUAACGUGGUGAUCGAUGCCAUCUUCGGUUUCAGUUUUAAAGGAGCGGUGCGUGAGCCGUUCGCCUCCAUUUUAUCCACUCUGAAGAAGAUCAGCGCUCCGAUCGCCAGCGUGGACAUCCCCUCAGGUUGGGACGUGGAGAGUGGAGCAUCAGACGGGAUCCAGCCCGACCUGCUAGUCUCUCUCACUGCUCCUAAGAAAGCUGCGUCCCACUUUCAGGGCCGGUAUCACUACCUGGGCGGGCGCUUUGUUCCUCCAGCUCUGGACAGGAAGUACGGUCUGAACCUGCCGCAGUAUCCCGGGACUGAGUGCGUGCUCCGUCUCAACUGAGCAACGUCUCACACACUGAGCUCUCAUAGCAUUGUUCUUUAUAACACACACAUGCACACACACCCUAUUCCCUCUACACAGGAGGAUGUCGGAAUAUAUGUUUGUGUGUGUGGAGACUUUUUGGGAGGCACUGUGGGUCCCUCAUCACUAACACUCUGUAAAGUGCUAAAGAAUUAAAAAUAGAAAUUUGCUAAUGCUUGAGUGUCAAUAAACUUAACGGUCACGCCUAAA
Clarias gariepinus (North African catfish) is the source of this 1157-nucleotide messenger RNA. It is a transcript of the gene naxe, whose product is annotated as NAD(P)HX epimerase. Lineage: Eukaryota; Metazoa; Chordata; Actinopteri; Siluriformes; Clariidae. Gene Ontology annotation, molecular function: NAD(P)HX epimerase activity. The coding region runs from base 81 to 926 and encodes 281 amino acids. The record is from RefSeq and is a predicted model, not a curated record. The transcript is spliced from 7 exons. Gene Ontology annotation, cellular component: mitochondrion.